Phytophthora sojae is the source of this 4278-nucleotide messenger RNA. RefSeq lists its product as hypothetical. Bases 1 to 4278 code for a protein of 1425 amino acids. Gene Ontology annotation, molecular function: tRNA binding. Gene Ontology annotation, biological process: tRNA wobble base 5-methoxycarbonylmethyl-2-thiouridinylation. Lineage: Eukaryota; Oomycota; Peronosporomycetes; Peronosporales; Peronosporaceae. Gene Ontology annotation, cellular component: cytosol; elongator holoenzyme complex. The transcript is spliced from 2 exons. The record is from RefSeq and is a predicted model, not a curated record.
AUGCGCAACUUGGUGUCGCUGCAGCGGCGCGUGUGGGCGCUGGAGGCGUCAUCUGCGCCCACCGACCAAUGCGUCGCGUUUGCCUCGAUCCCAGGCGACUCGCAGGUGUUUUUCUUGCGCGCUAGCGGCCGCAUCGAGUCGCUGCAGCUCGAGGAAGAAGAUGCGGAAUCGACGUCCAAAGACCUGGAAUUGUUCGUGGACGUACGCGAGUUCGUGGACGACGCCGAGCUGUCUGCAGGGUCCUGGAGGUGGAUGAGUUACGUGGCAGAGCUGGGGACGCUGGUGUGCGCCUCCACCAGCGGAUCCAUCGUCUCGGUUGACGUUGAUGCCAUGGACGGCGAAGAAGUCGGCAGCGUGGCCAGCGGACUGCGAGCCGUGACCUGGAGUAACAAUCAGGAGAUGCUGGCGCUGGUCACGGGUGCGGGGUCGUUGCUGGUGAUGAGCAACGACUGGGAGGUGCUGCACGAGACGCAGGUCCAAGACACGCUGCCCUCCGAACUGCAGCUGCUGAAUUGUGACCAAGACUCGGAGCACUGGUGCUCUCAACUGCGUUGGCGCGAGGACUCCAAGCUCAACAAAGUGCUGGUGUUCACCGAGCAGCUCGAGUUCCAUGCACUUGGACGACUGGAAGAUGGACGGGCGAUCCCCGGACUGGGCUCGGCGUUGGAUUGGAGUCAAAGUCUAGCGUUGAUCGCGAGCAGUGAGAUGAGGAAGGGGCGGCUGGUUGUGGUGUUCUUCGAGCGGAAUGGACUGCGCCAUGGUGAGUUUGUGAUCCCUGCGACGUACCGUGCACCGGCGUUUCGUGUUGGGAAUGUGCGUUGGAAUGCGACUUCAGACACACUGGCAGUGAGCUUGCAUCCGACGGAUGGUAUUGGUAAUAGUGAGGGGGGCAAUCAGCGAACGGUGGUGCAGCUUUGGUCGAGGAACAACUACCACUGGUACCUGAAGCAGGAUAUGCAGCUUCGUGAGGACGACCAGCUUGUCGAUUUUGCGUGGGAUGAAGAAGCUGCAGGCCGACUGAAUCUUCUUACGUGGUCGUCACUCACACAAGAGCUUACUUUCUAUGAGCACGAGUUUGCUUGGGACAUCUGCAGUGUGGAAGCGGAGUGGAUGCAGCAACAGCUGACCCAGUCAUCUCGUGUUAAGGAAUCACAACGCCAGAGUAUCGCUGUGACGGGAGUUAUCGAUGGAUCAAAGCUGCUACUCACGCCGUUGCACCGUGCCAUGGUGCCACCUCCGUUCGCACUACUCCAAGCUUCAUUCGACGCCGCGAUCACCUCAGUUGCGUUCGAUUCCCAAAGCGAGGUUUUGCUGGCGCUGCUCGCAAACGGCACGGUGAUGUUAGUGAAGAACUACCUCACUCCAGCAGAUACGCGAGCUUCAGCUGCAGGUUUACCCCCUCCACCAAGCGCUGCAACUCAAAAGGUCUCCACAGGUGAGCCUAUGUCAAUGACAACCGUAAUGCUGCCUCAACAAGCAGCGGACAACGAGACAUUCACACUUGCAAGCAUUUUCUGGGUCCGUUUCAUCGCUGAGUCUCGACGACUCGUUUUUGCCGGAAAGACUGGACGCCAAGAUCAGCUUGUCGUAUGCUCGGUUGACAGUCUCAACGAAGCGUCAGCCACCGUUCAUCGAACUGACCUCUUCAACGUCCGAAGAGCGUGCGAGGCUCAGCAGGUGAUUGCUGGUGACAGUCUAUCGGUGUCGGAUUCAAGCUCUGUUACCCUCGCCGUACAGACUCACAAUGGUGCUGUGUACACUCUGGACGCUAUGUCUGACGCGGCGAGUUUGGUUCCGACUCGAGUAUCUGGCAAAUUCCCGGCGUUCUCACACUUUACGGUGCUCGACUGUCAAGUUAGCAAGGAGGAAAGUGAACCAACCGCUGAUGACCUUUUGGUGAUUGGACUCGAAAGCUCUAGUGCAAGGCUGUACGUGAAUGGCGAGCUGUUGGCUUCCGCUUGUUCAUCCUUCCGCUAUAGUGCGUUGGCUUCAGUGCUGCUAUUCACGACUCAAGGGCGUGAGUCGCAACUGCGUAUCGCACCGUUGAAUGGCCUUCAAAAGCACUCGAACGAUCGCACGCCUUCGGCGGCAGGCAGCGACGGUGUCCAAUGUGAAUCGCGCUCGAUAGAGCGUGGAGCUCUUCUUGUCGCCACGGUGGGUCAGCGUGCCAGCGUGAUUGCGCAGAUGCCGCGCGGAAACCUCGAGUGCAUGUCUCCACGGCUACUGGUGCUGGCUCUGGCUGUGCAGCAAAUUCAAAAGCUCGAGUACGCUGCGGCAUUGGAAGUCUGCCGCCGUCAUCGCCUCGACCUGAACGUUCUUGUGGACUUCAACCCUCAAGCCUUCAUCAAAAACUUCCCACGAUUCCUCAUACAAAGUUUUCUAUCGACUAGGCCAGCGGCAGUAACCAGUGAUAGACUUUGUCUAUUCAUCACCAAUCUUCACCCCGUCGACGUGUGGAUGACGAAGUAUGGACCACUGCUUGAGCCAUUCACUGCUACCACGGGUGGAAGUGGCGUUCAAGAAGACAGCACAGCUGCCUACGGACCUGAAGAGAAGGUCAACGUUGUGUGUCAGGCAUUUAUGGACGCGAUUCAAGAGCUCGAAAGCAACGGAGAGGAGACCGAGGCUGCUCUGUUACUACCGUUUGUUACGAGUGCUGUAAAGCAGUCGCCUCCACGUUUUGAUGCUGCUCUCGGUAAGAUUCGGGGCUUGCUUCACCGAAACGAGCUUAGUAGUGGAGACAAUGAUGGUACGAGGAAUCGUGCAGCAGCAACGCGUGCUAUAAAGCAUCUGAUCAUGCUGACAGACGUGGACAGUUUGUACUCCGAGGCACUAGGGCUCUAUGACCUCGACCUCGUUCGGACCGUCGCUACUCAUUCGCAGCGGGAUCCGAAAGAGUACGUGCCGUUCCUCGACCGUGUGGCGCAGCUUGACAACGAGAACUGGCGGAAGUACACGAUCGAUGUGCAUAUGGAGCGACACGCGCGUGCACUGACUCACCUCGCUGCACUGAUCAACGAACUCGGUGGUGACAAUGACGAAGAGAAGACCAAGCUGCAGAGCAUGGCGCUGGAACUGAUUGAGCGAGGAGAACUGUAUGACCAAGCCCUUCAACUCUUCCCUCAUGCACCUGCAAAGCGUUCGACGUCGCGGAGUGAUCGUGCAUUCCGCCAGCAGAUUUUGAGACGGAAGGGUGAUUUCCUUGAGGCGGAGAAGAAGUACGAGGCGGCGGCUUACGUCUAUCUGUCAGCUUCAGACAAGGACAAGGCGCGGCGCGCAUUCAUCGCUGCCAAUAAGUGGCAGAUGGCUUUGGCUUUGAGUGCUCGCGAUCAACAGACCCCUGAAAAUCUCCGCAGCGAGGCGUAUUCUAUUGCUCAAGAGUUGCUAAACAGGCAACAACAACAGCAAGUCGGAUCAGUUGACGAUAUCCUAGCGGUGGCAAGGAUUUACGUCGAGUACUGCAACGACGUCGACGAAGCAGUGGCGCUGCUGGUUACACAUCAACAGUGGGCAGAGGGCUUGCGUGUUGCUUACCUUUACAGGCGUGACGACCUGGUGGAGAGUGACAUCGAAACGGGAGUGCUUCAGUGUAGUGACGACGUCCAGGAGGAGCUGGAACGCAAGGAGAAGCAGUACACCAAGCACUGGAAGCGCUUGACCACAAUUCGAGAGCAGAAACGGCUUUUCAAGUUGCACGGAAUCGACGGCAGUCGGUGGGACCAAGGCGCUGGAGGUGAUGGCGAUACAGAUGCGGGUAGCGUUCGGUCUGGGGCUUCGAGUGCCGCAGAUAGCGCUCUUUCGAACGCGUCCAUCAGCUCAGUCGGCAGCCACAACAGCGCUGCAAGUAUUGGCAACUUCUCCAUGCAAUCACUGUCGAUGGCGACGGCUAGCCACUUUUACGCUACCCAAGCGUUGGGAGAUGCUGGCAAGAAGCCCAAGGCCAAGGCAAAGCACGGAGGAAUCCCCUCUCGUCGAGAAAGGCGCAAGAGAAUGAAGGAGGGCAGCGCCGAAGAAGAAGCUUACGUCGUACAACAGCUUUCGGAACUACGACCCAACUCGGCAUUGGCGAAAGAGAUUGGUGCGUUACUGGAAAUGCUGGUCUUCUUUGGCCACGUACAGCAAGCGCAGGCUCUACAGACUCUAUUUGCCAGGUUCGAAAAAUGCGUUGCCGACAUGAAAAUGCCGCCGUCAACAGAUACGCUUUCGACUACGGCCGAGCAAACGGAUCAAAACAAGGAUUCAUACCCGCAGUGGCGACUGGCAGCUUUGCAAGGAUGA